ACUUCUCCCAGACCCAACAGCGCUCAUCACCUCUGCGUUUGCUGCAUCCAUCAAGACCAAGAAAGCAAACCAUGUCCUCCAGGUUAUGGUGGCUUUUGUUCCUGCUGGACCACCAGGUGCUUUUGGCACAAAACACCAAUGAAGAAAAACGAAAUGGAAUAAGAAAACAGAAGCCCAAACCAUUCCUGUCAAAUGCAGUAGAAAAGUAUCCCAGUUCAAGUGACCAAGAUGAAGACUGCAUUCUGGAAAUGGCUUUUCUACUGGACAGUUCAGAAAGUGCCAAGAACUUCAAUCACGAACAGCAGAAAAAGUUUGUCUUGGAGACAGUAGACAGGAUGAAAGGACUACAGCUGAGCUCUGGCCGAACCCUCAGCUGGAGGACAGCCUUGCUGCAGUACAGCAGCACUGUCCUCAUAGAGCAAACCUUCAGAGACUGGAAGGGCCCGGAUGCAUUUAAAUCCCGUAUCGCUCCCAUAACGUACAUUGGCCAUGGCACCUACACCACUUAUGCCAUCACCAACCUCACACAGCUCUACAUGACUGAAGGGACUCAUGGUAGUGUGAAAGUAGCGGUGCUGUUGACAGAUGGAGUGGACCAUCCGAGAAACCCAGAUAUUUUUUCCGCUACUGCCGAUGCUAAACACCAAGGCAUCGUGUUCUUCACAGUGGGAAUGACCAGAGUGGCUGAGGAGGUGGCCAACGCCGCCAAGCUCCGACUUCUGGCCAGUGUGCCAGCAUCCAGGUUUGUCUUCAAUCUGCAAGAGAAAGGAGUUGUGGAGAGAAUUCUCAAAGAAAUGAAAGAACUGGCAGAAGAAGGGUGUCCCCAGCCUCCUAUAUGUAACUGUGUAAAAGGAGAAAGGGGUCUUCCUGGCCCUGCUGGUAAAAAGGGCCGUCCUGGUGAUGAUGGAGCUUCUGGUCCAAAGGGAGUGAAGGGGGAGCCAGGCCUAAAUGGAAUUCCAGGAAGAGACGGCGCGGAGGGAAAAUCUGGAUAUAAAGGAGAAAAGGGUGAAAGAGGUGAAUGUGGAACACCAGGAAUAAAAGGCGACAGAGGUCCAGAAGGCCCAGGUGGUCCAAGAGGUCUCCGUGGUGUCCAGGGUUCCCAAGGACUGCCUGGAGAUCAAGGGCCUGAAGGAGUACAAGGAUCAAAGGGUGAAAGAGGUCUGCCUGGCCCUGCUGGACUUACUGGAGAAACUGGAGUAGGAUUGCCUGGCCCCAAGGGUGACAUUGGCUUAACAGGAAGACCAGGUCCUAUUGGUCCACCAGGGGUUGGAGAACCAGGUUUGCCGGGGUCACAAGGACCACAAGGGAUUCAGGGAGAAAGAGGAUCGCCGGGAGAAGGGCUUCCAGGACCAAAGGGAGAUCGUGGCUUUGAUGGUCCAAAGGGACCUCGGGGCCAACCAGGCAUUGGCAUAAAGGGUGAAAAGGGUGAAAUUGGUCCGCCUGGUUUGCCUGGACCUAUUGGAUUACCUGGUGUUGGACUUCAAGGAGAGAAGGGAGUUGAAGGCCCCAAAGGACCACCAGGGCCAAGAGGGCCACCUGGACAGGGAUUACCCGGACCAAAGGGUGAUCAAGGCUUACCAGGAGAAACUGGAGCUCCGGGAGAAAGGGGUCUUGGAGAACCUGGAGCAAAGGGGGAACCAGGUUCUUCAGGAUUGGCAGGCCUUCCUGGCCUUCCAGGAGAAGAUGGAGCACCAGGACAAAAGGGAGAACCAGGAUUACCUGGCCCCCGUGGUCCAGAAGGUGCUCCUGGGAUUGGAAUACAGGGUGAAAAGGGUGAUCAAGGUCAAAGAGGUAUACGUGGAUUAUCAGGAUCAACUGGAGUGCCUGGACCUGCAGGGGCUAAAGGUGAACCUGGGACACCCGGACGUCUUGGAAUGCCAGGUCUUCCAGGGCGAGCCAUUACGGGACCAAAGGGUGAUAUUGGAUUACCAGGACCUCCUGGUCCAAUUGGAGAACAGGGAAUAGGGAUUCCUGGGGCUAAGGGUGAUCGUGGACAUCCAGGGCCACCUGGGCCAUUUGGACCAAAGGGAGAUGGGUAUCCUGGCCCACCUGGUCUGCCAGGUCUUCCAGGAGCUCCUGGGGAUCAAGGCCCUGAAGGGCUUGGAUUGCCUGGACCAAAGGGUGAUCCGGGCAUCAGAGGACCAACUGGUCUCCCAGGCCCACCAGGAGAAGGCUUCCCAGGGCCAAAAGGAAAUGUUGGGCGACAAGGACCACCUGGAGCCUUGGGACCUCCAGGUGAAGGUAUCCAAGGACCAAAGGGAGAGCAGGGAAUUCAAGGAAUGCCAGGACCUCGUGGGGCUCCUGGAGAAGGGCUUCUUGGACCAAAGGGUGACCGUGGAGCUGCAGGUGAAAGAGGAAGAAAGGGAGAGAAGGGCAACAUGGGUGAUCCUGGUUCAGCUGGAGAACCUGGCAAAACUGGACCAAAGGGCGAGGAAGGUCUAACAAGAGAAGAUAUAAUUAAAUUAAUUAAAGAGAUAUGUGGCUGCGGUAUCAAAUGCAAGGAGAUACCUAUGGAACUUGUGUUUGUGAUUGACAGCUCUGAAAGUGUUGGCCCAGAGAAUUUUGAAAUAAUCAAAGACUUUGUCACUGCUUUGGUAGACAGAGUGACUGUAGGUAGAAAUGCCACCAGAAUUGGCCUUGUCCUCUACAGUCUGGAGGUUCGGCUUGAAUUUGGACUUAAUAGGUAUACAACCCAACAGGAUGUAAAACAAGCAAUCAGGAAAAUGUUAUACAUGGGAGAAGGAACUUACACAGGCACUGCCAUCCGUAAAGCAACACAAGAAGGAUUUUUUGGGGCUCGAACUGGCGUGAGGAAAGUUGCCAUAGUCCUCACAGAUGGCCAAGCAGAUAAGAGAGAAGCCGUUAAGUUGGAUAUUGCUGUCCGAGAGGCUCAUGCAGCCAACAUUGAAAUGUAUGCAAUCGGAAUUGUAAACACUUCAGACCCAACACAAGUUGAAUUCUUACGUGAGCUGAAUCUCAUUGCAUCAGACCCUGACAGAGAGCAUAUGUAUCUCAUUGACGAUUUUAAUACUCUUCCAGCUUUGGAGUCCAAACUUGUUAACCAGUUUUGUGAGGAUGAACAUGGGGCCUUAAUAUAUAAUCGCAUUGGAAAUGGAGGAAGCAUAAAUGGACCGUCUAUUCACUCAAUAUCUUCUCAUUCUUCACAAUACUUACUGCACACUAACAGUCAUAAUGGACAGUCAGUUUCGCCAAAUGGAUAUGAAACACCAAAGAAAGAGAAUUCUAUAAAUCUUGGCCAGCUUUCUCAAUCAUUAAUUCCGGGCAAAGAAUCACCCAGGUUAUUUCAUGAGAAUUAUGAUGUGAAACCCGAUGAACUCCCAUCUUUGUCUCCUGUUAACAGCAAAGUUACUUCAGCAUUGCCUUCAUCAUCACCCCCGCCACCGUUGCCAACUCUAACAGCAGACAAAAUGCUCUCACCUUCUCAUUCAUCAGCUUCUUCCAUGCCGCCUACAUCAAAAUCAGAAAAUCUCCUGAGCCCUCCACAAUGUAAAUUAAGGUUAGAUCAAGGACCAUGCCGCACAUAUAUAAUAAAAUGGUACUAUGAUAAGCAAGCCAAUUCUUGUGCUCAGUUUUGGUAUGGUGGCUGCGAUGGAAAUGCUAAUCGCUUUGAGAGCGAAGAAGACUGUAAAAAGACCUGCGUACUUUUCUCUGGAGAUGUCUGAAGAAGGAUAUUAACAGACACCCACCAAGCAGCAUUCAAGAGAAAAGACUUUUUUAACCAAGAGGGGAGAGAUUUUAUAUAUCUGUAUUAAGAUCUUUUUGUAUUUUGUACUUGAUUAACAAGAGGAAAGAUUGCCAUCCCCAACUCUCUUAUUCUAGUGUAGUACUACUAAAGGCAAUGGAACAGUCUAUACCGUUUCCAAAACUGAGUGCUUAUGCACUUAAUAAGGCCACAUAGAUGUUGUGUGGGUUGUAUCCAGCGAUGUUGCUCAGUUGACACAGUAAGGCCUCCUGUCACUGGAAUGGGGAAGGAAAGCAGCCAUUAAAGCUGUUCCAGAGGGUUGGGGACCCUACAGAGCAGAUUUAGGAGGGCCUGGGGGAAAGGGGAAU
This is a messenger RNA of Rhineura floridana, 4071 nucleotides long. RefSeq names its product collagen alpha-1(XXVIII) chain-like. The transcript is spliced from 37 exons. Bases 72 to 3683 code for a protein of 1203 amino acids. Gene Ontology annotation, molecular function: serine-type endopeptidase inhibitor activity. NCBI's taxonomy places the organism in Eukaryota, Metazoa, Chordata, Lepidosauria, Squamata, Rhineuridae. The record is from RefSeq and is a predicted model, not a curated record.